Molecule: messenger RNA, 2742 nt
Organism: Pistacia vera
Lineage: Eukaryota; Viridiplantae; Streptophyta; Magnoliopsida; Sapindales; Anacardiaceae
Product: disease resistance-like protein DSC1
Exons: 8
Coding region: 1-2742 (913 amino acids)
Biological process (GO): defense response; signal transduction
Molecular function (GO): protein binding
Source: RefSeq, a predicted model, not a curated record
AUGACUCAGAGAGGAGAUGAAAUUUCACCAUCUCUUCGGAAUGCGAUCGAAGUAUCAAAGAUUUUGGUUAUCGUUUUCUCGAAAGGUUAUGCGUCUUCGAGAUGGUGCCUCGAAGAACUUGUGAAAAUCCUGGAAUGCAAGAACAUGUAUGGAGGGAUCGUGAUACCGGUUUUCUAUCAUGUUGAUCCAUCGGAUAUAAGGAAUCGAACCGGGAAAUUUGGAGAUGGAUUUGCUGAGCUUGAAGGACGAUUUAAGGAGCAACCAGAGAUGGUGCAGAGAUGGAGGAGUGCUUUGAGUGAAGCAGCCAAUCUUUCUGGCUGGCCUUUGAAUGACAAGACGUCAGAAGCUGAAAUUGUGAAUGACAUUGUCGAUGAUAUUUUGAGGAGAUUGAGAAAUGUUAUGUGUCCGAGUGAUAACAAGAACUUGGUUGGAGUAGAAUCAACUAUCGAAGAAUUAAUUGAGUUGUUAUUGAGCAAAGAUGUUUGCAACUUUGGGAAUUUGGGGCACUCGGCGAUUUUCACAAAUAGAAGAUCUAAUGAAGAUAUUAAAAGCAUGGCUUCAGGAAGUCGAGUCAUUAUAACAACCAGAAAUAAACAAGUGCUUGAGAACUGCAAAGUAGAUAGAAUCUACGAAGUUAAGAAAUUAUCUCAUCCAGAAGAUCUACAUCUUUUUAGCCGAUAUGCUUUCAAACAAAAUCUCAUCCCAGAAGAUUAUUUGCGGCUCUCAAAUAAGGGAACUGAAGCGGUCUAUGGAGCUGUUCAUAAUAAGGUGCAUGGGUUUCAAGGCCUGGAAUUUGAUUUCCCUGAGCUAAGAAUAUUUGUUGGCAUAAUUAUCGGUGGAAUCUUUGCCAUGCAAUUUAAUCCCGAGAACCUUGUUGCACUUGAGAUGCGCUAUAGUAAUCUUGAAGAACUUUGGAGUAGUCCAGUGCAUCUACGUAAGAUUGCGGACCUCUCACAGGCCCCGAAUCUUGAGAGUUUGAUUCUCGAAGGUUGUACAAGUUUGAUUGAGAUCAUUUCCCCAUCCACUCGGAAGCUCAAUAAACUUGUUAUUCUGAAUCUAAGAAAUUGCAAAAGCCUCCAUGGUCUUCCACCGGGUAUUCAUCAAUCAAAUUCUCUUAGAUUUGUCAUUCUUUCAGGUUGCUCAAAUCUCAAAACGGCUCCCAAGAUCUCAUGUAACACAGAACAACUUUGUCUGGAUGGAACUGCAAUAAAAGAAUUUUCCUCUAUGAUUGAACGUCCUUCUAGACUAGUUCAAUUCAGUCUUCAGAACUGUUCAAGGCUUGAAAGACUCCCAAGAAACUUUCAUAAGUUUAAAUCCCUCAAACAUCUUUCUCUAUCUUCUUGCUCAAAUCUUGAGACUAUUCCAGAGAUCCCACGUAAGAUAGAAGAGUUAUAUGUUGAUGGAAUUGCAAUAGAAGAAUUGCCCUCAUCAAUUGAGUCUCUAUCCAAUCUACAAACAUUGAGUCUCAGGAAUUGUUCAAGGCUCAAGAGUCUUCCAGAUGGCAUUUGUAAGCUAAAAUCUCUCAAGUAUCUGUCUCUCUCCGGUUGCUCAAACAUCAUGACAAUUCCAAAGAUCUCAUGUAAGAUGGAGCAAUUACAUUUAGAUGAAACGGCAAUAAAAGAAUUGCCCUCGUUAAUCGAGUAUCUAUCCAGUCUAGUCACUUUAAGUAUAAAAAAUUGUUCAAGUCUUGAGAAUCUUCCGGACGAAAUCUGUAACCUGACAUCUCUCAAACAUCUCUAUAUCUCUGGUUGUUCAAAACUCGACAGAUUGCCUGAUGACAUCGGAAAUCUGCAAAGUUUGGAGGUGUUUGAAGCUAAUGGAAUUGCUGCAACCAAAUUACCAUCAUCCAUGGAAAGUUUGAGCAACAUUCGUGAAUUAUCUUUUGAGAGAUGGAAAGGGCAAGAGCUUGUGCGUUCUCUUUCUCCUAUGUUAUCAGGUUUGAAGCUUUUCAAGAAACUAAACCUGAAUGACUGCAAUAUUACAGAAUUACCCAACAGUCUUGGCGAUUUAUCCUUUUUGGAACAUUUAUAUCUUUCUGGAAACAAUUUUGAGAGCAUUCCAGCAACAAUCAUCAACCUUUCGAAGCUAUCUUCGCUCGACUUGAGCCACUGCAACAUGCUUCAAUCCUUACCAAACCUUCCUGGUGACAUACAACUUCUGGUAGCAAAUAGCUGCAAAUCUCUGCAAACAUUAUCCGAUUUGCCGAUUCCAAGCCAUGGCUAUUUCAACGGUAAUCUCAGCUUCAUCAAUUGCUUCAAUCUGGACUGGAGAACGCUUACAAGAAUUCUGGAUUACGCUCUGUCAAAUAUGUAUGAAAAGGCCACUUACACUCACAAGAGUCCUUUCAGUUACAUGUGUUUCCGAGGAAGCGAAAUUCCUGAGUGGUUUAACUUUCAAAGUACUGCAUCAUUUCUAGAGCUUCCGGCAGGCUCGUUGAAUCAUAAUUUCAUUGGCUUCACCUUCUGCACUGUGUUAUCAUUCCAGGAUUAUAAAGCUGGGACGUUGGUUGUUGAGUGCGAGUUGCUUCUGAAAUGCGAAGAUGGCUUGACGAAAAUGGGGAGCGAAUGGGAUGAAUUCUCUGAGGCCAUUAUCAAGCUCAGUGUUACAAAUGUAGAAUGCGUGGUGAAGAAGUGUGGAGUCCGUUUAUUGUUCAGCCAGGAGGAAUCAAUGAACGAAUCCAGCUUAUGUUUGCUCUCCGAUGAAGAUGAAGAUGAAGAUGAGCCACAGUCAAAGAGAUUGUAA